AUGCUACAUAAUCGGCCAAGCAAAGGGGGUUUUCUCUCGGCUUUAGAGAUUUGGUUCUAUCCUCAUUGUGGUAACAAGCUUACUAUCCCUCUGCUAACUAGGAGAUUGAUGUUAGCCUUGCCAGGACACCAGGGGAUAAUGAGCUUGGAGCUUCACCUCCUCAAAGUACAAGCUUUCUCAAGCAAUAUGGUCUUUAAGGUCACUUUUUGGCUCCAUAUUGAGUGGAUCCUUGCCACUCCAAUAACGGGGAGCCUAAGCUCCAAAGGAACAUGCUCAAGGCAGACACCAUUCAGACACUCUUCACGGAACAUGAUUUUCAUGGUGUUGGCACCCCGCCUGGUGCUGCCAAUCUCAUCUCAUGGUCAGGCAUCACCAAUAUCCUCUAAGGUAUUAUGGCCCCAAUGCGGUUGGCAGCCUGUUUCUUUGAUGGAUUUGAUUACUGGUGCUGCAGUCAAAAAAGUUUAUAGAAAGGCAACUUUAUGCAUCCAUCCAGAUAAGGUGCAACAAAAAGGUGCCACUCUUCAACAAAAAUACAUUGCUGAAAAGGUUUUUGACCUUCUUAAG
Molecule: messenger RNA, 564 nt
Organism: Thlaspi arvense
Lineage: Eukaryota; Viridiplantae; Streptophyta; Magnoliopsida; Brassicales; Brassicaceae
Source: the annotation of a GenBank genome assembly